AUGACUGAAAGAGCUAAGCUGAUAUCGGCGUUCACCUGUCCAUUCGGGCAUUUCCAAUGGGUGCGUAUGCCAUUCGGGUUGAAAAACGCCCCACUGAUUUACCAACAGAUGAUCAACAAUUGCAUGUGGGGAUUUGUGCGGCUAUCACCCGAAGAAGAAGCACUCGUGGAUCAGGAUGUGUUAGGCUACUUGAAGUUGGAUUCUCAGUCGCCGUGUGAUGAAGUGGAUGCAGAAUGUAGCAUGACACCACUUGUGGAACAGAUGACGGUUUUCAGGCGUAACAUUCCCGCGCCAUCCCAAAUGGGGCCAGUCUUGGGGCGCAGUGCAUAUAUUGAUGACAUCGCGCAUGGGGCGGCCACGUGGACUAUGCGUAUCUCAGUUAGCUUGCCCAAGAGUGAAUUUGGGAAGCGUGUCAUACCAUAUCUCUCCCAUGAGAUUGGUGCUGAAGGGAUACGUGCCACCCCAAAAAUUGUAAAAGGCAUUCAGGAGUUACCGUUUCCGUCCACCCUGAAAGGAGUCCAGUCAUUUCUAGGCAGCCUGAAUUACUACCACAAAUUCAUCGAGGAUUAUGCUGUGGUAGCCGCUUCACGCUAUGAGCUGACCGACGACCAAGUGCGUGCAGGACGAGCCUUGUCUCGGGUGAAGGAAUCUUUCCAGAUCCUGAAGAGGAAGAUUGUGUCUACACCUCUACUCAGACACCCGGAUCGGACAAAACCUUUUGUGAUCAUCCCUCAUGCGAAUCAGUGGGCUGCUUGCGCAGUUCUAGGACAGAUGCAUGACGGACUUGUUCAACCGGUUCGUUUCACGGGGCGUAUCCUGAGUGACGCCGAGCUCAAGUACCAUAUUGCUGAGAAGGAGGUUCUCGCGGUGAUGCGAGUGCUCCAUGUGUUCAAGAAUCUGAUCGAAGGAUGUCCGUUGUGGGCCAUCAACUCCAAGACCGCCGAAGGCCGUCUGGUGCCAUGGGGCGUCGCUCUCUCGCAGUACGACUUGGAAAUUCGGAAGGUCAGUCGAGAUGAGGAUGGCCUAGCCGCCAUUAUGGGUGCAGGUAUCACUCCCAGGGAGCACUUGGAUGAAGUCGCCGAAGUACUCAUUCCAGCCAAGGUGCGCGUCAAGCCGCCUCUGUCGAAAUGCUCUCGGAAGAAUACUCCGGAGUAG
Phytophthora megakarya is the source of this 1155-nucleotide messenger RNA. The record is from the annotation of a GenBank genome assembly. Lineage: Eukaryota; Oomycota; Peronosporomycetes; Peronosporales; Peronosporaceae.